UGGGAUAUAAUAUUAACCCCAAAGGAGUUCACUGUUUACAAAACAUUUUUACUAUUCAAAAGCCCCCACUAGAUUUGAAUGUCCCUCAUAUUCAUGAAUUUACUGAAUCUUUUGUAAGCAGAUUCCCAUUUUUUGGGAGCUUUCUGUGCACACCCGUGAGAGAGACAGAAAAAAGCCAUGGAAGAAGAACACUCAUAUGAGAUCAGAGCCCCCCUCAUAUCUAAGGAUGAGAAAGAUGAACCAGCUGCAGCAGCAUCCUCAGCAUCCAAAUCCGAGGUAAACGAAGAGCAAGAUGAAGAACCAGAAGAGAACUCACCGGUGAAACAAGUUGCUCUCACUGUUCCGACAACCGACGACCCCACCCUUCCGGUCCUCACCUUUCGAAUGUGGGUGUUGGGAGCCCUGUCGUGUAUCCUCCUCUCCUUCCUCAACCAAUUCUUCUGGUAUCGCACGGAGCCGCUAACAAUCACAGCCAUUUCCGCUCAGAUUGCGGUGGUGCCGCUCGGCCAACUCAUGGCUGCAAAGAUCACGAAUAGAGUGUUCUUCAAAGGAAGCCGGUGGGAGUUCACGUUGAAUCCUGGUCCUUUCAAUGUCAAAGAGCAUGUUCUCAUCACCAUCUUUGCAAACUCCGGAGCCGGCACCGUCUACGCCAUUCAUGUCGUUACCGUCGUCAAGGUCUUCUAUAAAAAACACAUCACCUUCUUUGUGUCCUUCCUUGUUGUCAUAACAACUCAGGUGUUGGGGUUUGGAUGGGCUGGGAUUUUCAGGAGGUAUCUGGUGGAGCCGGCCGCUAUGUGGUGGCCAGCAAAUUUGGUUCAAGUUUCAUUGUUCAGGGCUUUGCACGAGAGAGAAGAACGGCCCAAAGGCGGAUUGACACGAACCCAAUUCUUUUUGAUAGCCUUCAUGUGCAGCUUUGCUUACUAUGUCUUCCCAGGCUACCUCUUUGAAAUGUUAACCUCCCUCUCUUGGAUAUGCUGGAUAUUUCCCAAAUCCGUCCUGGCCCAACAGCUCGGGUCUGGGCUCUAUGGGCUUGGAAUUGCCGCUGUUGGGCUCGACUGGUCCACUAUCUCUGCCUACCUUGGAAGCCCACUUGCAAGCCCAUGGUUUGCCACAGCAAAUGUGGCUGCAGGGUUCGUUUUUGUGAUGUACAUUUUGACUCCCAUCUGCUAUUGGCUUGAUGUUUACAAGGCCAAAACCUUCCCAAUAUUUUCCGAUGACCUUUUCACCUCCACCGGCCAAGAGUACAAUAUUUCAUCCAUUAUUGACUCUAAUUUUCACCUUGACCUUGCUGCCUAUGAACGUGAAGGGCCUCUUUAUCUCAGCACUUUCUUUGCAAUGACUUAUGGGGUUGGUUUUGCUGCACUUACUGCUACAGUUGUACAUGUAGCUCUGUUCCAUGGAAGGGAAAUAUGGCAACAAAGCAAAUCAAGUUUUCAAGAGAAUACAAUGGACAUACACACAAAACUCAUGAGGAAGUACAAGCAAGUCCCUGAGUGGUGGUUUGUGAUCAUUCUUAUAGCAAACAUUGCCUUGACCAUAUUUGCCUGCCAGUAUUACAAUGACCAGCUUCAGCUGCCUUGGUGGGGUGUUUUACUUGCAUGUGGGAUUGCCAUUUUCUUCACUCUUCCAAUUGGAAUCAUCACUGCCAUUACAAAUCAGACACCAGGCUUGAACAUCAUCACUGAGUAUGUAAUUGGGUAUAUCUACCCUGGAUAUCCUGUAGCUAACAUGUGCUUCAAGGUCUACGGCUACAUAAGUAUGACACAGGCCAUUACCUUUCUGCAAGACUUCAAGCUUGGUCACUACAUGAAAAUCCCUCCUAGAACUAUGUUCAUGGCACAGGUUGUUGGUACCUUCAUAGCUGGCAUCGUGUACUUGGGCACAGCAUGGUGGCUAAUGGAAACCAUCCCCGACAUCUGCGAGGAUUCUUCCUCUGUGUGGACUUGCCCGAGCGAUACAGUGUUUUACGAUGCUUCCGUUAUCUGGGGUUUGAUCGGUCCUCGCAGAAUCUUUGGAGACUUGGGAACUUACGAGGCAGUCAACUGGUUCUUCCUCGCCGGAGCGGUGGCUCCCAUUCUGGUCUGGUUUGCGGCCAAGGCUUUCCCGCAGCAAGAGUGGAUUAGGCUCAUAAACAUGCCGGUAUUGAUCGGCGCCACCGGAAAUAUGCCGCCGGCCACUGCCGUUAACUACACUACUUGGAUAAUUGCUGGGUUUCUCUCUGGUUUCGUUGUGUAUAGGUAUAGGCCGGAUUGGUGGAGGCGUCACAAUUAUGUUCUUUCUGGGGCGCUUGAUGCUGGCCUUGCCUUUAUGGGGGUACUUCUGUACUUUUGCUUGGGUUUGGAGGAUAUUAGCCUCAGUUGGUGGGGAAAUGACCUUGAUGGCUGUCCGGUGGCUUACUGCCCAACGGCCAAAGGAGUUGUGGUUGACGGCUGUCCGGUUGUCUACUGAUCAACAGCUCGGAAAAGAAAUCAAUUGUUGUCGGAAAAAGUUUCGGGUAAUACAACUUUUAUUACAACGUUCAUAAACUCACUUCAAAGUUCGUGUAAGUACAUGAACUGUCAGGUCAAUUUAUUAUUAUUAUUUGUACAUGUAAUCAUGUCAAAUUUAGAAUUCUUACCUAACUGGUAGAAAGUUGGUGAU
Corylus avellana is the source of this 2640-nucleotide messenger RNA. It is a transcript of the gene OPT7, whose product is annotated as oligopeptide transporter 7. Gene Ontology annotation, molecular function: oligopeptide transmembrane transporter activity. The record is from RefSeq and is a predicted model, not a curated record. Lineage: Eukaryota; Viridiplantae; Streptophyta; Magnoliopsida; Fagales; Betulaceae. Gene Ontology annotation, biological process: transmembrane transport.